Paraglomus occultum is the source of this 1186-nucleotide messenger RNA. The record is from the annotation of a GenBank genome assembly. Lineage: Eukaryota; Fungi; Glomeromycota; Glomeromycetes; Paraglomerales; Paraglomeraceae.
AUGGCUGAAAAUUACACACUCGCUGGUAUAUUUGGACAUCACGAAGAAUGGAAGUCUCAACUAGUCAAAGACAUUCAAACAAUAUACGACCUGUCAGAUACGAGUGAUAUACCGAAAGUGUUGAAAGACCUUAAAAAAUUCUACAAUGAAAAAGAAGGUUGUGAUGUUAAUAUAAUUGUCGGAAAUGACCCAGAUACCAAGGCCUUUCUCGCUCAUUCGUUCAUACUCAAAGCUCGUUCCGAGUAUUUUCGUACUGCACUCUCGGCCACAUGGGUCAAAAAAGAGAACGGGAUGAUAAUAUUUAGAAAGCCUAAUAUUAGUUCUCAAAUAUUUGAGUUGAUUCUCAGAUACCUUUACACUGCCGAAAUAUUUAAAUCAAACUUAGAUCUGCCUGUGGCAUUCGAUCUUAUGACAGCAGCCGAUGAGCUCGGACUCACUCUACUGGUUGACACUAUUCAGCGAAGGAUAAUUAUCCAAUCUCCACUAUGGGAGAAGCGAUUUUUUUUCACUGUAUUCCAGGCAAGCUCAUCCAAUCCUCAUCUUACGUUAUUAUAUCAACAUUCUUUAAGUAAACUCUUAGCUUGUAGAAAUGUAUUUAUAAAGUCAGAUGACAUCGAUGCAUUAACUGCCGAUACGAUGUUGGGCAUUCUGCAAGAAGACGACAUAGACGUUGAUGAGCUUAAUCUAUGGAAAGCAGUUAUGACAUGGGCUCAUAAAAAAAUUCCUAACAUAUCAACAGAGCCUAACGAUUGGUCAGACGAGGAGAUCGAUUGUAUGAAGAAUCUACUCCACGACAUCAUUACUCACAUCCAUUUUGUGGAUCUGACAACGACAGAAUGUAACGGGAUUAUUGAGAAAUAUAAAAAAAUCUUACCUGAAGGCAUAGUUGAUGCGUUGAAAGAAUAUCAUGAAUCCCCGUCUAAAACAAUCCAUCAAGAUUUGCAUCAUCCAUAUGUACACUGUCUAUCUCCAAGGCGUUAUGUACGUUCAUUGAUACUUACCAGAAGACAAGGUCAUUGUUUACUGAACAGUAUCAGGGAAUUUGAUCAAGAUUGCCAGCCCGAAUACAUUCCCAGCGUUUUAGCAUUGCUAGAACGGGGAACCAAUUUCGGGUUCAGUACUCAUAAUAUCCAGGCCGUUAUGAAUAGGACAGGUCAAAAAGUACUUGUAAUGAAAGUGAAGGAUA